AUCUCUCUCACCCGUACCGUGACCACUCCCGUCCUCGAAAAUGCCGCCCAAAAACAAGGCAAAGAAGGGUAAGAAGGCCGAAGAUGAGGAAUACUGGGAGAAAGCCGGCGAAUCUAUCCCAUCCUCUCAACCCGUGGCAGAUGCGCCGUCUCGAUCUGGCUUCUCUGGAUUCACGGCGCUGGAUAUGAGUGUGGACGACACUGCGCAACCGGAGGAGGAUGAGGAUUUCGGUGGACUGAUGUCGACCCUCAACAAGGCAAACAAGAGCAAGAAGGAUAAGAAGAAGGACAAGAAGAAAGCUGUUGCCUACGAUGAGGAUGAGGACACUCCCCUCGAUCCUGCCGUCGAUGAUGAAGCUGCCGGCGCGUCGAAGAAGCCGACGGAGAUGACCGCUGAGGAGCUCGCUGAUGAGGAAUGGGGCCCAGUGAAGGAGAAGAAAAAGGGCAAGAAGGGCAAGGGCAAGAAGAGCAAAGCCCAAGAUGACGAGGAUGAGGAUAAAAUUGCCGAAGAGACGACAGAGGCUGCACCCCCUGCUACCGCUAAACCUCCUGCUCCUGCUGACGACGGUGAUGACAACGCCGAUGACGAUGCCGCGGACGCUGGUCCGAAGAUCCUCAGCAAGAAGGAGAAGGAGAAGAUUAAGAAAGAGAAAGAACGAGCCAAGAAGAAGGCUCAAGCCGCCGCGAAAAAGUCCACUACUGGGGAUGCCGCCGCAGGCGACGACGCUGACGUUGCACCCGCAGCGCCUCCUCCGGCCGAUGAUGCUGCAGACAACGAAGACGAUGCCGAUGAAGGCGCGGCAGGCAAGGGAGACGCGAAGAAGAAGAAGAAGAAGAAAGCAAAGAAGGAGGAGGAGCCCGCACCUGCACCUCCCGCUGCUUCAAAGAAAAAGGGCGGUGCCAUCGGUGCGCUGAAAGCCAUGUUAGAGGAGAAAAAGCGUGCGGAGGAAGAGGUCCGCCGAAAAGAGGAGGAGGAGAGGGCCCGGCUAGAGCGGGAAGAACAAGAGGCUGCUGAAGUAGAACGCAAGAAGGAGGAGGAAAAGCAGCGACGCAAGCAGAAGGAGAAGGACAAGAAAGAGUUGGCCAAGAAGGAGGGACGAUUCUUGACAAAGAAACAGAAAGAGGAAAAGGCCAUGGCAGAGAUCCGCCGACAAGCUCUCCUCGCAUCCGGUGCUCAUAUCGAGGGAUUGCAGGGCUCGACUGCUGAUGCGCCAGUCAAGAAGGUGAACUACGGUACUCGCAAGAAGAAAGGGCCGGCAGUGAAGGACGCUUCGCCGGCUCCAGAAUCGCGACCCCGGUCUCCGGAGCCUGUUGUCCCUGCACCAGAACCACGGACGGAACCCGUCCUUGAAUCCAAACCAGAUGUCGUGAGCGACUGGGAUGCUAGUAGUGCGGAAGAGGAAAAUGAAGUCAAGCAGGGGGCGGCUGAUGUCAAGGAUUCCUGGGAUGCUUCAAGCGACGAGGAAGAGGUCGCUCCUGUCGUUGCACCCAAAUCUGUCGGCGCAUCCAAGCCGGUUGCCGCAGCGAAACCCGCAGUUGUGGCCAGCUCGUCCAAAGCCCCGGCUAAGGCACCGGCCAAAGCACCAACCCCCGCUGUCAAGAAAGGCAUGAAAGCCGAAGCGGCAGCCAGGCGAGCCAAAGCCCGCGAGGAUGCGCUGGCUGCUCGCAGCAAGGACGAUCUGCGCAGUCCGAUCUGCUGUAUCCUUGGACACGUCGACACCGGAAAGACGAAGCUGUUGGACAAGAUUCGUCAAACAAACGUUCAAGAAGGCGAAGCGGGCGGAAUUACACAGCAGAUCGGUGCGACCUAUUUCCCCGUGGAUGCUAUCAAGACAAAAACCGCCGUGCUGAACAAGGACGGGACUCAGGAAUACAAGAUCCCGGGCCUUCUGGUCAUUGACACGCCGGGUCAUGAGUCGUUCACCAACCUGCGUUCGCGUGGAAGUUCCUUGUGCAACAUUGCGAUCUUGGUUGUGGAUAUCAUGCAUGGCUUGGAACAGCAGACCCUCGAGUCAUUAAGGUUGCUUCGGGACCGGAAGACCCCAUUCAUUGUUGCAUUGAACAAGAUUGAUCGAAUGUAUGGCUGGGACGCGACCCCCGAUGGCGCAUUCCGCGAGUCACUGGCCAAGCAGAACCGAGCCGUCCAGCGUGAGUUCGAGGAUCGGCUGACCAAGAUCGUCGUUGCCUUCGCGGAAGAAGGGCUGAAUGCGGUGCUCUAUUACGACAACAAGAACUUUGCGCGCAAUGUGUCGAUCGUGCCGACCUCUGCCGUCACUGGCGAGGGUGUUCCUGAUAUGAUCAUGCUGCUCGUGAAUCUCACCCAACAGCGGAUGAGCGACCGCCUGAUGUAUCUGUCGGAGCUCGAGUGCACCGUGCUCGAGGUCAAAGUCAUCGAGGGACUGGGCACUACCAUCGAUGUGGUACUUUCGAAUGGGAUAUUGCGGGAGGGAGACAAGAUCGUCGUGUGUGGUCUCAACGGGCCUAUCGUAACACAAAUCCGGGCUCUAUUGACACCCCAACCGCUGCGGGAGCUUCGUAUCAAGUCCAACUAUGUGCACCACAAAGAAGUCAAGGCCGCGUUGGGUGUGAAGAUCACGGCGCCCGAUCUCGAAAAGGCGAUCGCUGGUUCACGCUUGCUUGUUUGCGGGCCGGACGACGACGAAGACGAUCUGCGGGACGAGGUGAUGUCUGAUCUCACGUCGCUUCUGAACAACAUCGACAAGUCGGGCCGGGGCGUGUGUGUCCAGGCUUCGACUCUCGGAUCGCUCGAGGCGCUGCUCGACUUUCUCAAGUCGAGCAAAAUCCCGGUGUCGGGUAUCAACAUUGGCCCUGUACACAAGAAGGAUGUGAUGAGGGCUGGGACGAUGCUGGAAAAGGCCAAGGAGCUGGCGUGCAUCCUGUGCUUCGAUGUGACAGUCGAUAAAGAUGCCGAGCGCAUGGCGGAGGAAAUGGGGAUCAGGUUGUUCAAGGCUGAUAUCAUUUACCACUUGUUCGAUGCGUUCACGGCCUACAACCAGGAGAUCGUCGAGGCGAAGCGGAAAGAUGCUGCGCCUCAAGCCGUCUGGCCGUGUCGACUCAAGAUCUUGGCCGUGUUCUGUAAGCGGGAUCCAAUCAUCGUCGGUGUCGACAUCCUCGACGGCAGUCUGCGGGUCGGCACGCCUCUGGCAGUGGUCAAAACAGAUCCGGCUACCGGCAAGAAGGAGAUCAUCGACCUGGGCAAGAUCACAUCGUUGGAGAUCAACCAUAAGGCCUACGAUCUGGUGAAGAAAUCGCAGGCCGGUGCCGGCGUUGCGGUCAAGAUCGAGCACGCUGUCUACCAGUCCGCUAAAAUGGUCGGCCGACACUUUGACGAGAAGGACGAGCUGCUGAGCCACAUCACACGGCAAAGUGUGGACGUGCUCAAGGAUUCGUUCAGGGCGGAUGUGCUUCCCGAAGAGUGGAUGCUGAUCAAAGCACUGAAGCCGUGGUUCAAUAUACAGUGAAUGAUGUGUAUCUAGUCGAAAUAUACGCAUGGACAUGCCGCACUCGGAAACAACCGCACACCUGCUUGAUCCCCAAUUGAAGUGAAUCGCUCUGAAUCCGAUCUAUUUCUACGA
Molecule: messenger RNA, 3595 nt
Organism: Mycena citricolor
Lineage: Eukaryota; Fungi; Basidiomycota; Agaricomycetes; Agaricales; Mycenaceae
Source: the annotation of a GenBank genome assembly